CUUGAACCGCUCGAGAGUAUGAUGAAAGGAACCUCUGUAUCUUAUACCAAAAUCCCUUUUUGGUCUCUCCUACUAUAAAUUAUACAUAAUGCGGCUAAUAAUCGUUUCUUCAUCAUUUCAGAGAGUUGGUUGUGAUUUGAGGAUAGGAUCUGCCAAGCAAGUAGAUGAAUGUGGUGUUUGUGGAGGAGAUGGUUCAUCUUGUUCGAGACCUUUGUAUCAUUGGACGCUAACGUACACGUCUUUAUGUUCGGUGACAUGUGGAGGAGGAUACAAGAUGUCACGCCCUUUAUGCCAGAAUCGAGUGACAGGAGAGGAAGUUGAAGAGGAACUCUGCAACGAUACACAGAAGCCUGAUUCAACAGUCGUAGAAUGUAACGUCCACAACUGUCCUCCGAAGUGGCAUGCCGGAGAAUGGGGCCCCUGUUCCGCCAGCUGUGGAGGUGGAUCAAAACUCCGACAAGUCCAUUGCGUAGAAGAAACAAACAACACCAAAUUACGGGUUGAUGACAUCAAGUGCGGCGGUCAUAAACCUUGGUUUCAGGAAGCCUGCAAUCAAAUGAAUUGUCCUACGUGGCUAACUACAAAAUGGUCAGGCUGUUCGGUAUCAUGUGGAGAGGGCCUCCAAGUGAGGGGCGUGGAAUGCAGAGACUCCGCCGACCAACUCAGCACGUUGUGUUCCCAAGACACCAAACCAGUCAAUACGAAACAUUGUUCCACUGGUAUCCAGUGCCCCUUCACAGUAGAUACCAGCGAGGAGCUCCUACCAGGGUUAUACCAUACACAGCCGCUAGUUCAACCGUACCCUCCUCCUCCCAUGCCUGAAAGGUUGAUAGGCGAGCAAGUAGUGCCAUCUGAGAGCACAUUCAUACCAGAUGAAUGGGGUCCUUGUAGCGUAUCCUGCGGGGAAGGAGUCCGCAAACGCGAAGUCCACUGCAAAAUUUUUCUGGAGUUCUCCAGAACCAUCGCCAAACUCCCUGACAAACAAUGUACUGGCCCAAAACCAAUAGAAAUCGAAGCCUGCUAUAUGGAGCCCUGCGCUUCCGAACGAAUGGGCGUAGACAUCAAAGAUGACCCCUAUAGUAGAUCAGAUAUUAAAGUAGCCCCUGGCUCUCCAGGAAAAUCAUAUUCCUGGAGGGAGCAGGGCUUCACGCAUUGUAGCGCUACUUGUCUGGGAGGCAUUCAAGAGUUAAUAGUCAACUGCGUUAGGGAUGACACUCAGAAAGUAACCUCCCCCUAUAUGUGUCCUAUAGAACUGAAGCCUGAGACAAGGAUACAAACAUGCAACGACCACCCUUGCCCUCCCAGAUGGAACUACUCAGACUUUUCAACUUGUUCCCAAAGCUGUGGUAUCGGCAUCCAAACUCGGGAGGUCAAUUGCAUUCACGAGGUCACACAAGGUGGAGGUAAUACCGUAACGGUUCCUAACAAUAUGUGUCCCCAACCUCCACCCCCAGAUCGCCAGUAUUGCAACGUUUUGGACUGCCCUGUGCGCUGGAGCGUCCACGCGUGGUCCAGAUGUUCCAAAAGUUGUGGUGGAGGCGUUAAAACGAGAAGGAUAGAGUGCAAACAAGUUAUGGCUCAGAAUCACACUGUAGAUAGACUGCCCACUAUGUGCCCCUCUCCAAAACCGCUUGAAUCCAAGCCUUGCAAUACCAAAAGCUGCCUGGUGGAGAGCGACAAGCCUCACAUUGACGUCUCUAAUAGCACGUUUAUCCAGCACGAUUCUAAGAAGAAGAAGAUUUCCCUGAAAGUUGGAGGAGCCGCAACCGUGUUCUUUGGCACCACCAUUAAGAUAAAGUGCCCGGUGAAGCGGUUCAACAGAACAAAAAUACAGUGGAUGAAGGAGAAGACCUUUUUGCCGAAAACCAAGAAAUAUAAAACUUCCAAGAAAGGGGCACUGAGGGUUUCUAACCUGUCUUUGAGAGACAGCGGUUUAUAUACUUGUGUUGCUGGCAAAUCUAUGGCCAGCAUACAUAUUUCGGUGAGGCCUAAACCUGGGGAAUUUCCUACUUCCGAAGAGAUCCAGAAGCACGGGUAUAAGACUGACAAGGUGGACCUGAUCUCCGACAUCAACACUCAUAGAGAAGACGGGGGUACUAUCUUCAGUGAUGAUCAUUCACACGAACAAAGGCCAGAUAGAGCAAGAAAAAAGCCUACCCCUAGGCCGAAAUUAUUCACGCCAACCCUGCCUUCAUUGAGGCUAGAUACCAGUUACAACAACGACCAUCAUCAGAGUACUCUUGAUAAAGGCAAUCAUCAGGAUCGAAUUUCCCAUUUACCCUCUAGCUCGUCCGAAUCCUUGAAUCCCCCCAAUCAUGGGGAUUCACCCAGUUCUGCGAGCCGAGUGAUGCCGAACUUCCAAAGACUAAUAUUUAAUUUGCAGCAAUUCUGGCCUUUCCAGACAUUCAGCAACUCCAGGGGGCACCGAAUGAUCGACUUUCCUGACGAUCAGCAGGCUCCUGAAGAGUUCUUCGCUAACCCACCUCUGGAAGAAGCAGAAAAUACGACGGACGAUGCACUGGGAGAUAACAUAGUGGUGCUAGGCAAGGGAAGAAAGGAAAACUUGGUGUUCGAGUGGAAGAUCGGAUCAUGGACCAAGUGUUCUGAAACAUGCGGUGGUAGUGGACUGCAGAUGAGAAAAGUUACCUGCAUUGUUAGGUUGAACAAUACAACACAACCCGUGGAUGAUAUUUUAUGUGAAGACGCUGGACUGGAAACACCCAAAACCAAACGGAAAUGUGGUUUUGAUCAGUGCCCGGAGUGGACACCGCACGAAUGGAGUCCUUGCGAGGAAUCAAAAUGUUUCGCGUGGCACAAAGCUUUACAGCGAAGGAUCGUUAGAUGUGAAAUAGGAGGCAAUCUCACAGUGGAUCCCUCAAAGUGUGACUUUCAGCAGAAACCAGUCGACAAGCAAGAAUGUUUCAGUGAAAGAUGCAUCGGUAAAUGGAAAGUUGGUCGCUGGUCAGAAUGCGACACGAAAUGUGAGAAGAAGGGGUUGAAAUUCAGAAUCAUACAGUGUGUUUGGUACGGAACCAAGAAAGCUGCAGGGACGGCUUGUAAAGAUAUGCCUAGGCCUCCAGUAACGAAGGAUUGUAUAGGACCACCUUGUACGUCGAUAGAAACGGUAUGCAAGGACCACUCGAUGUUUUGCCCAAAUGUGAAAGCCAUGAACAUGUGUAGAAUAACUAGAUACCAGCAGCAGUGUUGCCAGACUUGUCAGGAUUGAAGAAGUUAUUUGUGAAUAAGAAGAAAACGGCAACAGUUGUGAAUCCAGGUGACUGGAAAGUGUGUCAAUGUCAAAUAAUUCGUGUUUCCCGAAUUCUCCACUAUUCUGUUCGAAGAAGCAAAGCACAUGGCAGUAGUUAUUUAAUUGCAAUCGGGUCUUACAGGAUCUGUGUGUUAUAAAAAUCACUUUCAUUUCAGAAAAACUAUCGAAAUCUAAAAUAUUUGUCGCAGACAGAAAUCCAAAAGCAAAUAAUUCAAUAAGCAUUCUGAUUCUGAAGCUCUGUUUUGAGAAAAUUUGCGUGUUGAUUCUAUUUGUUUGACAGUUGUGACAGCAAGAACCAAUAACUUCUUCAGGCAAGAAUGUUUGGUGUUUUCGUUUUUUCCUUCAUGAUGAUUAGGCAAUAAUCUCAGACUUUGAUUGAAACUCAAAACAAGUUGACCCAAACUCUGAUAUCAGAAUAUUCCAUUUACGAAAAAAAAAUAAACUGAAAAGGGGUUGAUGAGGUUUAUUUAGGUAAAUAACUUUCAAAAAAGAUCGGUCGUGAAAUAUUUCGUCAUAGUGGUUAGCCAAUCAGAUCAAGAUAUUUCAUGAUAGUCGCAACGGUGUUUAUAAUUUAUAUCUAUGAUUAUGAUUGAAUGAUUUCCACCUUUUUUUCCAUUCUAGAUUCAUUCCACCACUAUAGCACCAUUAGUAAGUAGUAAUAGUACAAUAUGUUCCUCCUUCCAUCCGUUUCGGUGGAUAUGAGAAAAAAUCCUCAAAUCGUACAUACAUUUUGAGAUAAAUUCAUUUAUUCAUUUAUUUGUAUUCAAACAGAUCGAAGGUCUAACUACAUGGAUAAUGUGUAAUAAAAUCGAUAAUGAUAAUAUGUACGUAAACUAGCUCAUGAAUAGAAAAUCAUAUUCAUGAACAGAUGAAAAUACUUAAUAUAAUAAAUAUGUAUACCGUAUCAAACAGAUGUAUUCAAGAAAUAAUCUGAUAUUGAUCCACGAAAUACUCCGUCAGGUAGAGUCCAAUCUAAAUCUACAAGCAAACUACAUGUAUUGGCCAGUUGUAGCAUAGUCACGAGAGGGAAUAUGUUUGUUGUAACCACCAAUAUAUUGGUACUGAUUGAUUUAUUGUUAACAAACCUUUGCUGUUCUUCCGUGAUAUAUAUUUUUGUGUAGUGAAAUAUUAGUGUAUAAAUAAUUUGCUCAAUUAACUUGGCCGGAGCACACAUUAUGGAGAUUAGCCGAUAAUUUUCAGUCAUAUUUUUUGCCACUCUCAUAAAUAAUAAUAAUAAUAAUAAUAAUAUUUCCCUAAUGUCGCAAAAAUUGUUAACUAUAUCAGCAUCAUUUAUGGAAUAUCCACAGGUCCAUAAAUUCUAGAGAAACGAACAUGUUUUACGUUCACGAAGAAAUAAGUAUGUCAAAUAGUAAGUUUUUCUAAAACUCUUUUCUUUUUUUUGAACUCUUGCGUUUCUGUAUCAAAUAUUUGUUUAGUGUUUCUGUAUUGCUAGCCUAAUUUUCACAAGAUCUAACAAUUUUCAGUGGUAUUGGUAUCAUAUGAAGUGAAAAAAAAUAUUGAUCAGCAGAAUCCAUACUUAUGAACUAUUGAAUGCUGACUAAUGGAUGUUAAGAGAUUUUCCUCAACUAGCAUAAUUUGGGUCAGUAAAUGACGACCGAUACUCAAUAACUGGAUACAGAUCAUGGAAUUCAUUUGCCCAGAAAGAGUUUCCAAUGUACUCAAACUUAUUAGAUCUUGAAUCAUUUAUAUCACAUCUGGAAACUACAUCAGUAAAUUGAUUCAGUUUGUGCUGUUCUGUUAGUCCGAAGAUGCUCAACUGUUUUCCAAUCAAUGGAAAUUGAAUAAGAAGAAAAUUUCAAUGAUUCGACUCGAUAACUCGUAUCUCUGAAUUGAUAUGUCAUGUCGAACAAUAGACACUUUUUAUGUAACCAAUAAAAAUGAUAAUCUGUUUACCUCUUACGGCUUUUUCAAUACCUUCCAUAGUCUUCUAUACAAUCCUAUCGUGGGGAUACUCACCACAUACUACUGACGUAUUUUGUGCACAAGGGAAGCCGUAAGAGUUAUUUCAAACCUAAAUUAUAAACACGACAGUCAGGAAAAUUCAAACAAAUGAAAAUACUCACUGAUCCCUACAUUUAAAUCCUACAUUGUCUUUUAUAUGCGGAAAUAAAUGAGCAAAAUACAUUAUUAUCCUACGAGAGGUUCAAAAAAUAAAUGUAUAAACCACCAUGAAGUCCAACUGGUAUAAACUACUUUGGUCCAAAAUACUUCAACGUUCUUCCACUAUCCAUAAGACAAUUAGAAUACAAUCAGAGUCCAUGAUUUCUUAAUAACAAAUGCAUUUUUUUCAUUCUCAAAUUCUAACUGCAGUUAACACCACCAGUAACAAAGCGCACAACCUCGAGAGACUCUAUUCUGUGAUGUAUAUCAAUUUGUGUUGUAUUCAUCUGUACAUCUGUAUAUCCGUAUUUCUGUAUAUCCUUCAUUUGUAUUACCACCAAGUGUAGAAGCAUCCAUAAAGAUUUGUCAUUAUCAAGUAAAAAUCGUUAUUCAUGAUAUAGUAAUGAUGUCACAAAAAUUAUAGAUUUACUAAAAUUUUUCAGAAUCUGACAUUUCUCUGAUGAGUCUAAUACUAUGAGAAUAUUGAAAAACCGAAAGAAUUUCAUCUAAGAUGUUUUCUCUAACGCUUUACUAUUGCAUACGUUUUUCAAUUCGUCAACAAAUCUCCAUGAAUCAUAGAUUUGGAUCUUUUUAAAGUUUUGAAAAUCAUUUAUACGAUCACACUUCAAAAAUAAAAGCACAGGAAAUAAUACUAUUGAACGAAUAAUUCUAAAUGGCACGCAUUUUAUCUGAUUUGAUAAAAAUUAUGUCAGAUGUCUGUGAUGAUCAGGAUCUUCAGUGAGUAUUUAGGAAGGAUCAGAAAUGUUUGGCUAUCAGAUCAUAUGGAUCCAAAAUAUUGAAGUAAGAGAAGACUGACUUUUUACUGACAACUUAUAAGUUCUCAAAUAUCAUCAAAAAUAAUACAUUUUUCCAUAAUCUAAUGUAACCAAACUAAUGAUGUAUCACGAAGAUUUAUUAUACAGAUCCUUACUUGAUUGAAAUAAUAUUUCAUCAUUUCUUUUCCGUAUAUCUACAGUGAGUUAAUUCAAACUCAAAUCUUUUCAUAUGCUAUUCUCGUUUUUUACUUGUUGGUUGCGAUUCUGUGAAAACGUGUUAACUACAAAUAUAUUUUUUCCCAAUUGCACUUCACAUGCUUGAAUUUUUUUUAAACUAUUUAUGUUUGAGAAUUACUGUACUUUGAUGAAAUAUAUAGAUACGGGUUUUUUGUAUGUGCCGAAAUACAGAUUCAAAUGUUUUUUUCUCAAGCGCAAACUGAAAUUAUUUUCUAAAAUGAAUGACUUAAUGAUAUUCCGACCUAUUCGAAAUAUUCAAACUGGGAUUUACACCUGAAUAUUAUUUGCAAGUGUUUUACAUGUUGCACUGACAUCUCUUAAUUGAAAGUCUAAGAAUGAAUGUGAAUAAAAAAGUAAUAAUGGAGUCAUAUCUAUAUUAAUUUUGACUCUAAUCAAAUUGAAUAUCCUGCAGUUUAUUCUUUGGUAGUCUAUAUACACAGGUUUAUUGAAAUAACUUUCAGUUUCUGAAUUGAUAUUCUGAUUCAUGUUGGAAUUAAUAUAUUUUCCAAGAAUUCUUUAAUAAAUCCAUGGCAUUGUAAAAUAUUCCUCUACCGCUCGCAAGAUGGCGAAUCAAUGCUUAUUCUUCAAAGUGUCAAUUUAAAAGUUAUUUUGGAUUAAAAUCUAAAUUGCGACAGUUUUUCUGAAAUGAAAGUGAUAUAUUUGAAGACUGAAUUUUAGUUCAUUUAGUUUUGUACAUUGAAUAUUUAAUUUACUAGUUUUAAGUAUCCAUGACGUUUCAAAUAAAAUGUCAACACUGAAAAUAAAAAGCAUACAUAAAUGAAAUACAUUGCAUUCACGCCAAAUUGAAAACAUUUCUGAAGCUUUUCAUUAUAUGGGAUAGUGUUAUGAAACAAAGAAAGCUAGACAAGCAUUAUUCUCACAAAAUUUCAAAUGAUACACGUGUUCUUGAUAUCUUAUGAAUAAUAACGUGAAUAUUCGUUCAAACUAUUUUUUUUUGUUAUUUCGAAAAAAAUAUAGCUAGAAAAAUAUUCUA
This is a messenger RNA of Leptinotarsa decemlineata (Colorado potato beetle), 7396 nucleotides long. It is a transcript of the gene nolo, whose product is annotated as ADAMTS-like no long nerve cord. Gene Ontology annotation, molecular function: metalloendopeptidase activity. Lineage: Eukaryota; Metazoa; Arthropoda; Insecta; Coleoptera; Chrysomelidae. Gene Ontology annotation, cellular component: extracellular matrix. The record is from RefSeq and is a predicted model, not a curated record. Gene Ontology annotation, biological process: extracellular matrix organization; proteolysis.